AUGAGCACACCAAGGACCGAGGCCAGAGGUCUGGGUGUUCAAUUGAUCUUGCCCCCAAAAGUCACACCAGAUCUCGAUCUUCCAGGGUCCAAUCAACCAAUUCGUCCCUCAUCUAGUUGA
Messenger RNA from Sordaria macrospora k-hell, 120 nucleotides. RefSeq lists its product as uncharacterized. Lineage: Eukaryota; Fungi; Ascomycota; Sordariomycetes; Sordariales; Sordariaceae. The record is from RefSeq and is a predicted model, not a curated record.